GUGGGGGGGUUUGCUGAGGUCUGCAGUGGCGCUUCCCGGGUACCAAGAUCAGACGCCGCUGCCACCUCAGCCCGGCUGCUGGACCCCCGCCCUCACCCCGGACUCUCUUACCCGGGGAACCCAGGUCAGGUCUCCAGAGGUUCCUGGAAGAGAAGUAGGCGGUCCUUCCUCAGUUAUUCUGGCUCUCCAACUUAGCCCCACCAAGCUGGCUCCCCUUUCCCCUCCUAGUCCCCUCCCCCUCUCCCUUCCCCACUCAUCCUACUGAACUGAGUGUAGAUCAGAGCUCUUCCUUUUCCCUCCUAGACACUCACUGGACAGGUCCUAUUUUCUUUUAUUUUGAGCCCAAAGGUACUGGAACAUACAUCAUCUAAGUAACUGGCAGGUGGAGGGGGUCUUCUUGACUCCAUAAAUCCUUGAGCUAAAUUCUGAAAAAGAAGCAGAGAGUGAGGCAGAUCCAUUGAAGUGCCCCAAAGCCCCAUCAUGGAAGAAGGCUUCCGAGAUCGGGCAGCUUUCAUCCGUGGGGCCAAAGACAUUGCUAAGGAAGUCAAGAAACAUGCGACCAAAAAGGUGGCGAAGGGCCUGGACCGCGUUCAGGAUGAAUAUUCCCGAAGAUCCUAUUCCCGCUUUGAGGAAGAGGAAGAUGAUGAUGACUACCCUGCUCCUGCCGAUGGCUAUUACCGUGGAGAAGGGGCCCAGGAUGAGGAGGAAGGUGGUGCAUCUAGUGAUGCCACUGAAGGCCAUGAUGAGGAUGAUGAGAUCUACGAGGGGGAAUAUCAGGGUAUCCCCCGGGAAGAGUCUGGGGGCAAAGGCGAGAGGAUGGCAGAUGGGGCACCCCUGGCUGGAGUGAGAGGGGGCUUGAGUGAUGGGGAGGGCCCUCCUGGGGGCCGGGGGGAGGCGCAGCGGCGGAAAGAACGAGAAGAACUGGCCCAGCAAUAUGAAGCCAUCCUACGGGAGUGUGGCCAUGGCCGCUUCCAGUGGACACUCUAUUUUGUGCUUGGUCUGGCGCUGAUGGCUGAUGGUGUCGAGGUCUUUGUGGUGGGCUUUGUGCUGCCCAGUGCUGAGAAAGACAUGUGCCUGUCUGACUCCAACAAGGGAAUGCUGGGCCUCAUCGUCUACUUGGGCAUGAUGGUGGGAGCCUUCUUCUGGGGAGGUCUGGCUGAUCGACUGGGUCGAAGACAGUGUCUGCUCAUCUCACUCUCAGUCAACAGCGUCUUCGCCUUCUUCUCAUCUUUUGUCCAGGGUUAUGGCACUUUCCUAUUUUGCCGCCUCCUCUCUGGGGUUGGGAUUGGAGGGUCCAUCCCCAUUGUCUUCUCCUAUUUUUCGGAGUUUCUGGCCCAGGAGAAACGUGGGGAGCAUUUGAGCUGGCUCUGCAUGUUUUGGAUGAUUGGUGGAGUGUACGCGGCUGCUAUGGCAUGGGCCAUCAUUCCCCACUACGGCUGGAGUUUUCAGAUGGGUUCUGCUUACCAGUUUCAUAGCUGGAGGGUCUUUGUCCUUGUCUGCGCCUUUCCUUCUGUGUUUGCCAUUGGGGCUCUGACCACGCAGCCUGAGAGCCCCCGCUUCUUCCUGGAGAAUGGGAAGCAUGAUGAAGCCUGGAUGGUGCUGAAGCAGGUUCAUGAUACCAACAUGCGGGCCAAGGGGCAUCCUGAGCGAGUAUUCUCAGUAACCCACAUUAAGACAAUUCAUCAGGAGGAUGAGUUGAUUGAGAUUCAGUCGGACACAGGGACCUGGUACCAGCGCUGGGGGGUCCGAGCCUUGAGCCUGGGGGGGCAGGUUUGGGGGAAUUUUCUCUCUUGUUUUGGUCCAGAAUAUCGGCGUAUCACUCUGAUGAUGAUGGGUGUAUGGUUCACCAUGUCAUUCAGCUACUAUGGUCUGACUGUCUGGUUUCCUGACAUGAUCCGCCAUCUUCAGGCUGUGGACUACGCAGCCCGCACCAAAGUGUUCCCUGGGGAGCGUGUAGAACAUGUGACUUUUAACUUCACUCUGGAGAAUCAGAUCCACCGAGGGGGGCAGUACUUCAAUGACAAGUUCAUUGGGUUGCGUCUGAAGUCAGUGUCCUUUGAGGAUUCACUGUUUGAAGAGUGUUAUUUUGAGGAUGUCACAUCCAGCAACACGUUCUUCCGUAACUGCACAUUCAUCAGCACUGUGUUCUAUAACACUGACCUGUUUGAGUACAAGUUUGUGAAUAGCCGUCUGGUAAACAGCACAUUCCUGCACAACAAGGAGGGCUGCCCACUAGACGUGACAGGGACGGGCGAAGGUGCCUACAUGGUGUACUUUGUCAGCUUCCUUGGGACACUGGCUGUGCUUCCUGGAAAUAUCGUGUCUGCCCUGCUCAUGGACAAGAUUGGCAGACUCAGAAUGCUCGCUGGCUCCAGUGUGAUGUCUUGUGUCUCCUGCUUCUUCCUGUCUUUUGGGAACAGCGAGUCAGCCAUGAUUGCUCUGCUCUGCCUUUUUGGGGGGGUCAGCAUUGCAUCUUGGAGCGCGCUGGACGUGUUGACUGUUGAACUCUACCCUUCGGACAAGAGGACCACCGCCUUUGGCUUCUUGAAUGCCCUGUGUAAGCUGGCAGCUGUGCUGGGAAUCAGCAUCUUCACAUCCUUUGUGGGAAUCACCAAGGCUGCCCCCAUCCUCUUUGCCUCAGCUGCCCUUGCCCUCGGCAGCUCUCUGGCCCUGAAGUUGCCCGAGACCAGGGGGCAGGUACUGCAGUGAGAGGGUCUUUGGGGAUGGCAGGCACACUGUGAGACCAACAACUCCUUCUUUCCCUCCCUGCCCUGCCAUCCUGGACCCCAGAAUCCCUCACUUCCCAGUUCCCUGUUUUGUGUCUUAGCCGUGUGUGCGUGUGUGUGCAUGUGUGUGAUCCCCGUGGGCAGGGACUACAGGGAAGGCUCCUUCACCCCAGUUUUGGGAUGAAGCACUACUCCUCACCUACCACCCUUGAUUUUGCACAAGAGAAGGCUCAACCCACCCUUCUCUCUCCUAGUGUUAGUGAGGGGCCCUUGCUUCCCUGCUCCAGAGGUUCCAGAACAGGCUUCCUAUCUUCCCCCUCAUCCCCUCAGCCUAGGUCCUUGUGAAACCAUGGGUAUUCAGUUAUAUUGAAGGUUGAGGCUUGAGUGUAAAUCAUGGACCAAAAGAACUUCUUAAAAUCAGAAGGGUCUUGGAUGCCCUCUCACACCUCCUGAUGGAUGCUGGGGGAGAAGCAAUAAACCUCAACCCUCUGGCCUCCACUUUUCCCUUAAUUUGGGCUACAAAUAUGAAGCCUGAAUUUUAUAAAAUUAACUUUCUGAUUCUUAUUUAUUUAUAUAUUAAGUUCUGAGGCAGCUUAGCAGAACUUUGUGUGUGAAUAUGUGUGUAACUUAUGUGUGUGUAUGUGCCAUGGGGUGGGGUGUCACUAUACUGUCCUAAAAUAUAAGCCAAGGGUAAUUUCAACGGACACACACACACAACCCUGCCUCCCAUAGUACUUCCCCUAAUCUUGUAUCUGUGUUAGGCCUGGAAGGGAGGAACCCUGGGCCAGGUGGGGUGAGUUUUGCAUUCUAGAGAGACCUGAGGGCACCUGAUGAGGCCCAUCUCUUCCCUUCCUCUCAAACCUGGGCCUCUUCUGGAGUAAGAGGCUCCACCCCUAGCACAGGGAGGAAGAACAAAGUUCUCUCCCACUUCCAUCCCCAGUGUGUUCCCUCACUGGCAGGGGAGCAGGGGAGGAAAGGAAACCAGGCAUAUGGUCAAACCAGCAGAUCAAAAAGCACAAGGAGUUGGGGCAGGGGCAGGAAGCAGGGGCCCUCCUGGCAUCUUCUCUAAAAGUGGGGAGAGGUUCAGCAGCAAGUGAGGGACCCCUAAUGCAGGGACCAGAAGCCUCAGUUUCCCCAUCUCACCUUUCCACACAAUAGCCUCUGUAGGUUAAGCUGCCCCAUCCUAUCCUAUUCUGUGUGGCUGCUUUUUUUGGUGCCCUCUUCCCACCCCUACCGUAGCUGUGAUGUGUUGUAGUUUUUAGCUGUUUGUAAAAUGUUUAAAAAAAGUUAAAAGGAAAAAAGUGAAAAUAACAACAAAAAAGAAAAUCUAAUUUCACCUUCCUCAUGCUGCGUCUGGUGCCCUCACCCUGUGGUCACUCUUCCAUUUUGUAACACCGAACUAGGUGGUGACUCUAACUCUUUGGUGUCUGUGCUCAAAGGAUUGCCUUCUCCUCCAGUGCCCAGAGUACGAGUGUGUGCCCCCUUCCCUCACCCUUCACUUGCUGGACGUAGCCCCCUUUCCUGUACCCUCCAGGAGACCCAUCCAUCUUCCUCACUCUCCUGGGGAACCCUAAACCCAUCUCUGUUGAUGUGAAAAAUGAACAAUACUGGUGAAAAAUAAAAGAAAAUAAAUCCUCA
This is a messenger RNA of Sciurus carolinensis (gray squirrel), 4364 nucleotides long. RefSeq names its product synaptic vesicle glycoprotein 2A (gene Sv2a). Lineage: Eukaryota; Metazoa; Chordata; Mammalia; Rodentia; Sciuridae. The transcript is spliced from 13 exons. Gene Ontology annotation, biological process: chemical synaptic transmission; transmembrane transport. Gene Ontology annotation, cellular component: membrane. The record is from RefSeq and is a predicted model, not a curated record. The coding region runs from base 481 to 2709 and encodes 742 amino acids. Gene Ontology annotation, molecular function: transmembrane transporter activity.